AUGCAACCAGAUUUAGACGACCAGCUCCCUGUCUCGACACCGAAGAGACAGCGGACUAGGAAACUUAAUGGCACCACAAAUAAUCAUACCAACGGUGACGGAUCUCCAGAAAACUCGCCGUCGAAGCGAGUGAAGAGAACACCUCAAAGACCCGCCGCAGAAACACCCGCUGCCCUGAAAGCUUCCGGAUUGAAAACCCCAUCUAACCGAUCGAAAGCCAAAGCACUAUUUUCUACGCCUACAAAAGAUAACCCCGUUUCGACCCCGACAAAAGCCCGAGCCGACCGAUCUGCAAAGAAGAAAAGUGCCCAAUUGCUUCUCGAGCACGAUGAAGAGGAUAUCUGGGAUGGAGGCGCUCGAUUGGCGGAGGAGAUAUUGGCUGGUGAGGACAAUGCUCCAGCUGAAGCUGCUGCGCAAGAUGACGGCGUAGUCGAAUCGGUCGAGGCAGGCUCUGUGGAGCCGGCAACGGACAAGACAGCAGCUACACCGAAGCGUCGCGCGGGAAGACCGAAGGGUGCAAAAAACAAGCGAUCUCCAACGCCCGAGGGGGACUUGCCGGCGCACGAGAGAUAUUUUUUCCAGAACCGCGCCGGGCCUCCUCGAACAUCGAACAACAACUUGAACAAAGUGACGCUGCUAACCCACGAGGAAUAUUUUGAGAAACACGCGCAACGUCAAGAUCCAUGCAAGCGGGAGACAGCUUUCCUGAACGACCUUCAUCGCCGGUCAUUCUCACAAUGGGACUUUGAAUUUCAUCAAGGGUUCAACAUUUGCCUGUAUGGAUACGGCUCGAAGCGUCCACUUACGCAACACUUUGCGGACUGGCUCUACCGCAAGCACAGCUCUAGCCCCCCAUCCGUCGUCAUUGUCAACGGACACACCCCCAACUUGUCCAUCCGUUCCAUCUUUGCUACGAUUGUCACCGCCGUUCUAGGGGCUGACAUCCCUUCGAAAAUGGGAGCUCAGCCAAUCGAGGUGCUGGAAUUGCUGCAAUCCGUUCUCAAGUCGCGACCCUCUCAAAGCCCGAUCACCGUCUUCAUCAACUCCAUCGAUGCGCCGUCCCUUCGCCGCGCCGCCAACCAGGCCCUGCUUGCUCGGUUGGCUGCUACCCCGAAGAUCCAUCUCCUCGCAACCGCAGACACACCGAACUUUUUGUUGAUGUGGGAUAUCAGUCUCCGGGAUCAGCUCAACUUUGUCUUCCACGACUGCACUACCUUUAUCCCCUUCGAUGCCGAAUUUGAUGUAGUAGAAGAGGUUCAUAAUCUCCUUGGACGCAAGGGACGCCGUGUUGGUGGCAAAGAGGGUGUCGAGUUUGUACUGAAAAGUCUGCCAGAGAACGCGCGGAACCUCUACCGGUUACUUCUUACGGAAUUGCUAUCGCUGGCGGAUGAAUUCCAAAAUGGAGAUGACGACCUGGACGACGCUGAAGGCGCAGCAGAAGCACCGAAGGAUGAGACGGGAAUCGAAUUCCGCACGCUCUAUCAAAAGGCAUCCGAGGAGUUUAUUGCAUCUUCCGAGAUGAUGUUUCGCACUCUGUUGAAGGAGUUCCAUGACCAUCAGAUGAUAACGUCGCGGAUGGAUACGAGCGGAGGGGAGAUCCUGAGCGUCCCAUUGUCCCGCGGCGAAAUGGAAGGAGUCCUGGAGGAUCUUGUGUUAGGCUGA
Molecule: messenger RNA, 1662 nt
Organism: Aspergillus calidoustus
Lineage: Eukaryota; Fungi; Ascomycota; Eurotiomycetes; Eurotiales; Aspergillaceae
Source: the annotation of a GenBank genome assembly